Molecule: messenger RNA, 7118 nt
Organism: Meleagris gallopavo (turkey)
Lineage: Eukaryota; Metazoa; Chordata; Aves; Galliformes; Phasianidae
Source: RefSeq, a predicted model, not a curated record
UUUUGAUGACAUAAACAAUUCUGGCUGCAUCUCCCGCCAGCAGUGCUCCUGUAUUUACAAUGGCAACACUUACGCUCCAGGAACUUCUUUCUCAGAGCACUGCCAUUCCUGUACAUGUAAUGGAGGCAAAUGGAAUUGCGAAGAUAUGUCAUGUCCAGGAAUAUGUUCUGUAGAGGGAGGCUCACACAUUUCAACAUAUGAUAAAAAGCAUUAUGAUGUCUAUGGAGACUGCACUUACGUCCUUUCUAAGCACUGUGAAGAUGAAAGGUUCACCAUCCUGGUAGAACUACGCAAAUGUGGCAUGACAAACACUGAAACGUGUUUAAAGACAGUGACCCUCAGCUUGAAUAAAGGACAAAUGCUCAUUGAGGUCAAAGCUGAUGGUGGUGUGUUUGUGAACUCAAUCUACACCCAGCUGCCAAUCUCAGCAGCCAAUGUCACCAUCUUUAGACCUUCAUCAUUCUUCGUCAUCAUGCACACAAAUGUUGGUAUCCAGGUUGAAAUCCAGUUCACACCCAUCAUGCAAAUGUUUGUGCGAUUGGACCCUAUGUUCAAAGACCAAACCUGUGGUCUUUGUGGAAAUUUCAAUAAUGUCCAAACUGAUGACUUUAAGGCCAUAAGUGGAGUAGUUGAAGGCACAGCAGCAGCAUUUGCUAAUACAUGGAAAACUCAAGCUUCUUGCCCAGAUAUCCAGAACAGUUUUGAGAACCCUUGUGCACUCAGCAUCGAUAACGAAAAAUAUGCUCAGCAUUGGUGUGGACUACUAACUAACAAAGAAGGACCUUUUGCUGAUUGUCAUUAUCUACUGAAUCCCUCUACUUACCACACGAACUGCAUGUUUGACACGUGUAACUGUCAAAACAGUGAGGGCUGUCUGUGCGCAGCCCUUUCUUCCUAUGUGAGAGCUUGUGCUGCAAGAGGAAUCCAAAUAAAUGGAUGGAGGACGAAUGUCUGUUCAAAGUACACCACCUCAUGUCCCAAAUCCCUAAGUUACAGCUAUACCAUCGAUUCAUGCCAACCCACAUGUCGCUCACUUAGUGAGCCUGAUGUCACAUGCAAAAUUAAGUUUGUCCCAGUUGAUGGCUGCACCUGCAUAAAUGGAACCUACAUGGAUGAAAGUGGCAAAUGUGUGCCUGCUAAUGAAUGCCCCUGUUACUAUCGAGGAUCUCCCAUACCACUUGGAGAAGUUGUCCAUGAAAAUGGGCUUGUAUGCACUUGCAUCCAGGGAAAACUGAAUUGCAUUGGAGAACCCAAUCAAAUUCCAGUUUGUGAAUCUCCCAUGUUCUACUUAGACUGUAGAAAUAACACAGCAGAAAUAACUGGAUCAGAGUGUCAAAAAAGCUGUCAGACUCUGGAUAUGCAGUGUUAUAGCACACAGUGUGUAUCUGGCUGUGUGUGCCCAUCUGGGCUUGUGUUAGAUGGGAAGGGUGGUUGUAUUCCUGAAGAGGAAUGUCCAUGUAUUCACAAUGGAGCCAUGUAUCAACCCGGGGAAAAGAUCAAUGCUGACUGUAAUACCUGUGUGUGCAAGGAUAGGAUGUGGGAAUGCACCAAAAAACAAUGCUUGGGUACAUGUGCUGUUUACGGAGAUGGACAUUAUACCACCUUUGAUGACCAAAGGUUCAGCUUCAGUGGAAACUGUGAAUACACACUAGUCCAGAACCACUGUGGGAAGAGUGACACAGCGAAUGGGACCUUCCAGGUUAUCACUGAAAAUAUUCCCUGCGGCAGCACUGGGACAACUUGCUCAAAAUCUAUCAAAGUUUUCUUAGAGCACUAUGAACUGAUACUCAGUGAGGAGCGUGUCAGUGUGAUAAAGAGAGGACGAGGUGGUGAAGUACCAUUCACAGUCCGUUAUAUAGGUAUGUACACAGUGAUUGAUACCACCAGCGGACUGAUCCUCAUGUGGGACAAGAAAACCAGCAUCUUCAUCAAGCUGAGCCCUGAAUUUAAGGGUCAGAUCUGUGGCCUCUGUGGAAAUUAUGAUGGCAAUGGCAUCAACGACUUCACUACAAGGAGUCUGUCUGUAGUGGAGAAUGUCCUAGAGUUCGGAAACAGCUGGAAAGUAUCCUCCACAUGUCCUGAUGCUAACUUUGUAAAGGACCCGUGCUCUACCAACCCUUAUCGAAAGUCCUGGUCAGAGAAGCAGUGUAGCAUCAUCAACAGCAAUGUCUUUGCUGCCUGUCACUCACAGGUUGAACCAGCAAAAUAUUAUCAAGCAUGUGUGACAGAUGCUUGUGCCUGUGACUCAGGAGGAGACUGUGAUUGCUUUUGUACAGCAGUAGCUGCCUAUGCUCAAGCAUGUAAUGAAGUUGGUGUCUGUAUAGCCUGGAGAACCCCAUCAAUUUGUCCACUGUUCUGUGAUUACUAUAAUCAACAAGGAGAAUGUGAAUGGCACUAUAAGCCUUGUGGAGCCUCCUGUAUGAAGACCUGUAAGAACCCAAGUGGGAAAUGCCUCCAUAACUUGCCAGGUUUAGAAGGCUGCUACCCCAACUGCCCACCAGACAAGCCAUAUUUUCAUGAGGAUCAGAUGAAGUGUGUCAGUCUCUGUGACUGUUAUGAUAAUGAAGAUGGAAAGAUAUAUAUGCGGGAAAAAUGUCAAUUAUGCGAGUGCACAUCAGAAGGUUUACAGUGCAAGUUUGAUGAUAAAGCAUGUAACUGCAUAUAUGAAAACAACACCUAUAAAUAUAACGAACUCAUCUACAACACCACAGAUGGAAGUGGAUGGUGUUUCCGUGCAACAUGUGAUGUCAACGGAACAAUAAACAGAAAUAUAUUUGAAUGUGGAAUCACAAGUACCCCGUUUACAUUUUCUACCAGUCAACCUACAACAGAAAUGGCGACCACAACAGCAGUAAAAACUGUAUGCGUGAAGUAUGUAUGUGAGUGGUCAGAAUGGUAUAAUGGAACAGAGCUUGAAAAUGAAGAGGAAACAUUUCAAAAUAUCACAGAAAAAAGCACUUGUAAUGAAGUAAGCAGCAUUGAAUGCAGAGUACAUGAAAACUCACCUAGGACAAUAAAGGAUCGUAACCAAAAGAUACAAUGCAAUAAAACCACUGAAUUGAAAUGCAAUAACAAAGACGAAGAAGAUAAGAAAUGCUAUAACUACCAAAUCAGAGUAUUAUGCUGUAAUUACAAAUCAUGUUCAGAAAUAACAACUACAACACCAAGACAAACACAACAAACUACAUCCAUAACUACUGAAACAACAACAAUUCCAGUACAAACAAAGAUUAAACCAACAACGACACAAAAAGGAACCAAACCACAAGAAAAAGAAAUAACGACAAUAUCAACUCCUACCAGCGGUGCCAGUACCACUAAGAUGUCAGUCCAUCCAACCACCAUCGCAACAACUUCAGGGACUACAACACCUACCUCCAGUGCCAGCACAACCAAGACCACACUGCCAUCAACAGAAGGUACGACCACCAUGUCAUCCACAAGUGCAGGGACCACCACACCUACCUCCAGUGCCAGCACAACCAAGACCACUCCUCUUACGACAGGGAGCACAACUACCAUCACAUCUCCCACCACUAUCACCACCUCCCCUCCCCCAAGCACCUGCCAGCCACGUUGUGCCUGGACACGGUGGUUUGAUGUGGAUUCCCCAAGCUCUGGUAGCCAGGGUGGAGACUUUGAGACGUAUGCAAAUAUCCGUGCCGCUGGUUAUGACCUGUGCUCCCAGCCACAGGACAUCAGGUGCCGUGCUGAAAACUACCCUGACAGGAGCCUGGAGAGCUUGGACCAGAAACUGAAGUGCAGCCUCGAUGUGGGGCUUGAGUGCAGAAACGAGGAUCAGAACAGCAAGUAUCCCAUGUGCUUCAACUACCAGGUCAGUGUGCUGUGCUGUGACCACCAACACUGCUUGACAACAUCACCAACUCCGGGCACCACGACAAGCACCUCAACUGGAACCACAUCUUCUGAGACCACCAGCACAAGCACCACAGGAGUCACCACGACCACCAGCCCUCCGCCAACUGGCCCAACCACAGUCACGGCUGAAAGUACAACCAAGACUGUUCCGCCUACACCAGAAGGUACGACCACCAUGUCAUCCACAAGUGCAGAGACCACCAUACCUGCCUCCAGUGCCAGCACCACCAAGACCUCACCCCCUCCAACCAAAGGUACGACCACCAUGUCAUCCACAAGUGCAGGGACCACCACACCUACCUCCAGUGCCAGCACAACCAAGACCACUCCUCUUACGACAGGGAGCACAACAACCACCACCUCUCCCACCACUACUAUCACCACCUCCCCUCCCCCAAGCACCUGCCAGCCACGUUGUGCCUGGACACGGUGGUUUGAUGUGGAUUCCCCAAGCUCUGGUAGCCAGGGUGGAGACUUUGAGACGUAUGCAAAUAUCCGUGCCGCUGGUUAUGACCUGUGCUCCCAGCCACAGGACAUCAGGUGCCGUGCUGAAAACUACCCUGACAGGAGCCUGGAGAGCUUGGACCAGAAACUGAAGUGCAGCCUCGAUGUGGGGCUUGAGUGCAGAAACGAGGAUCAGAACAGCAAGUAUCCCAUGUGCUUCAACUACCAGGUCAGCGUGCUGUGCUGUGACCACCAACACUGCUUGACAACAUCACCAACUCCGGGCACCACGACAAGCACCUCAACUGGAACCACAUCUUCUGAGACCACCAGCACAAGCACCACAGGAGUCACCACGACCACCAGCCCUCCGCCAACUGGCCCAACCACAGUCACGGCUGAAAGUACAACCAAGACUGUUCCGCCUACACCAGAAGGUACGACCACCAUGUCAUCCACAAGUGCAGGGACCACCUCACCUACCUCCAGUGCCAGCACCACCAAGACCUCACCCCCUCCAACCAAUGGUAUGACCACCAUUUCUUUCACAAGUGCAGGGACCACCACACCUACCUCCAGUGUUAGCACCACCAAGACAUCACCUCCUCCAACAAAAAGUACGAAAACCGUUGCAUCCACGAGUGCCAGGACCACCGUACCUACCAGCACUGCCAGCACCACCAAGAUCACUGCUCCUGUAGUAGUGAGCACGACCACCAUUGUCACCACCACACCCUCAGUGUCCAGCUCCCCCACCAGUACAGUCACCACCUUGUCCUCAACUAGCGCCAUUUCAGCAACUUCUCCCACUGAACAAACCCAUCCUACCGCAAAACCCACUACUGUCCCCAAGUCUUCCACGACCACCACCAAAAGCACCACGGGAGUCACCACGACCACCAGCCCUCCGCCAACAGGCCCAACCACAAUCACAGCUGGAAGUACUACAAGAUCUGCUCCUCCUCCUACUAAAGCUGAUACUUCACAGCCAAGCCACGCUACAAGCACUUCUGCAUUCUCCAGCUCUUCCCCCACCGCACCUUCCACAACAGAAUCAAGGGGAACAACUCUGUGUUUUUGCCAUGUGUUUGGUGAUUUGUUUUCUCCCGGUGAAGUUGUAUACAACAGAACAGAUAAGGCUGGAUGUAAUUUUUAUGCACUUUGCAGCAAUGAAUGUGAAAUUGCUCCAUUUCUGGGGCCAUGUCCUACAACAACUCCUUUAACUUCGGUGUCCUCAGAGACUACAACACAAGCCUCCUCAUCCACAGCAACAUCCCUCACAACUUUACUAGAAAGAAACUGUACUGAUGUCAGUCCUCCACGAAAGCCUGGAGAGGAAUGGACAAAUGAGUGCCAGGAGUGUGUCUGUGAUCCACACACUGCUACGACACAAUGUCGGCUCUCAUGCCAAAUACAGGAAGCAGUUUGUGACGUAGGAUUUAUUGCCUUACCUGUAGUACCAGUAACAAACCUGUGCUGUCCUGAACUUAAAUGCCAGCGACGUUCAAACACCUGUGAGAUUAAUGGUAAAAUAUAUGAGAAUGGAACGUCUGUAAUAGAUUCGUGUAAGAAUUGUACCUGCACUUCUGAGAAAAAUCUACUCACUGGGUAUAACAUUGUGAAGUGUGAAGCACUUAAAUGUGAAACAUCUUGUCCACUGGGUCACCAAUAUAAGAUUGAGGAUGGAGAUUGCUGUGGGAAGUGUAUAGAAGUAUCUUGCAGAAUUCAUCUAAAUAACGAGACUGUUGUGCUCGAAGUUGGUGAGAUUCUGCCACUUGAUCUCUGCAGCCACUACAAAUGUGAAAUAAUUGAAGAUCAAUAUGUUGCAGUUCAAACAAAAAGAGUGUGUCCCGAGUACGGUCCACUGGAGUGUGAUCCCGAUGAAGCAGAGACUACUCCUGAUGGCUGCUGCAAGAUAUGUAAACCUACUAACUGCAAAGCUUACAGCACAAAAACUGUAAUCCAACACGAAGACUGUGAAUCUUCUGAAGCUGUUGAGUUGACAUAUUGUGAAGGGACUUGUCCUGGCUCCUCCAUGUAUUCUCUUAAAGCAAACCAGAUGCAACAUGACUGUACUUGCUGCCAAGAGCUCAGCAGCCAAAGAAGAGAUGUGAUCCUGAAUUGCCAAAAUGGAACAAGCAUAAAUUAUAGCUAUGUCUAUGUGGAUCAAUGCCAGUGUAUAAAUGCAUGCAACCCACAAACCCUUGAAGCAGAUGAUUACCAAUUUAAAAUCAGCCAAAGACAGACAUGAUCAUUGCAAAAACAAAAAUAGGCCCUAGGAAAGCUGGAACCGUAUCUUCCUCAAGAUAACCUGUGCUGCUUCUUCAACUGAUAUUUGUUUGUUAUUACCUUUUCUUUUUUCUUACUUAUAAAAGCCAAAGAACCCUUAAGUAUAAUAUUUUAUUUAAGUGAUACAGUUUUCAAGGUAAAAAAGAAGUAACCAUGUAAAGUAUCUUUCUGUACAUUAUGCAAAUACAUCAAUGUGUACCAGCACAAUCACAAAACCAACAUUUUGGUAAAAGUUUUAAUGGCUCCAAAAACAAAACCAGAAACAUUGUAGCUACAUUGCACUUAACUCUUAUGACUAGAGAAAGUUUUAUUGUAUAACAUUUUUAUGGAUAUAAUGCUCUUAAAAGACAUCACUCGGUGACAGGGAAGAGAUUGUUUCCCUGUUCAUCUUGUCUCUUAUGUGAUCAAUAAAACUUUCAGCAUUUUUCAGUUUCGGUGACUGAUACUGUUUUCACUAUCGAAAUAAGAAGUUCAAUGACAAAAGGUGGUUUUUUCCUUAAAAAAAA